AUGCUGGAUGCUGUGAACAAGGAACGAGUGGCCGUCGGACUACCGAGGCUCUGCAUGAACAAUAAGCUACAAGUGGCUGCCCAGGCCCACUCGAAAGACAUGGCCCUGCGUGACUUCGUCAGUCACACAGGCUCGGACGGGUCUACUUUGUCGACUCGAGUCCAGGAUGCAGGAUAUCGCUGGACUAGUGUCGCCGAGAACAUUGCGGCCGGCCAACUAACGGUGGGCAGGGUCAUGACUUCUUGGAUGAACUCCGCCGGGCACAGAGCCAACAUCUUGAGUGCCAGAAAUACAAUGUUGGGCUGCGAAUACGCUGGCACCUCCAACAGCAGAUACAAGUACUACUGGACGCAAGUCUUUGCAUCAGGCAGUACCGAAGCUUGCGGGUGA
Phytophthora infestans T30-4 is the source of this 390-nucleotide messenger RNA. Its product is annotated as SCP-like extracellular protein. Lineage: Eukaryota; Oomycota; Peronosporomycetes; Peronosporales; Peronosporaceae. Bases 1 to 390 code for a protein of 129 amino acids. The record is from RefSeq and is a predicted model, not a curated record. The transcript has a single exon.